Sciurus carolinensis (gray squirrel) is the source of this 5943-nucleotide messenger RNA. It is a transcript of the gene Onecut1, whose product is annotated as one cut homeobox 1. Gene Ontology annotation, biological process: regulation of transcription by RNA polymerase II. The coding region runs from base 161 to 1558 and encodes 465 amino acids. Gene Ontology annotation, cellular component: nucleus. The record is from RefSeq and is a predicted model, not a curated record. NCBI's taxonomy places the organism in Eukaryota, Metazoa, Chordata, Mammalia, Rodentia, Sciuridae. Gene Ontology annotation, molecular function: RNA polymerase II cis-regulatory region sequence-specific DNA binding; DNA-binding transcription factor activity, RNA polymerase II-specific. The transcript has 3 exons.
GGACACAAGCGGCUAGAGACAGCGAGAGCCCCACGGUGAGAGGAAGGAAGAAAGGCAACAGUCGCCGGCAGCUGAUGUGAAGACCAGACUCCGUGCGCCCCUCGCAGCCUCUGCCCGGCCACAUCGAUGUUGUGUCCGCCGCCCGCUCGCCGGGAUCACGAUGAACGCGCAGCUGACCAUGGAGGCGAUCGGCGAGCUGCACGGGGUGAGCCAUGAGCCGGUGCCCGCCCCUGCCGACCUACUGGGCGGCAGUCCCCACGCGCGCAGCUCUGUGGCUCACCGUAGUAGCCACCUGCCUCCCGCGCACCCACGCUCCAUGGGCAUGGCGUCCCUCCUGGACGGCGGCGGCGGAGGCAGCGAUUACCACCAUCACCACCGAGCCCCUGAGCACAGCUUGACUGGCCCCCUGCACCCCACUAUGACCAUGGCCUGCGAGACUCCCCCAGGUAUGAGCAUGCCCACCACCUACACCACCUUAACCCCUCUGCAGCCGCUGCCGCCCAUCUCCACCGUGUCGGACAAAUUCCCCCACCAUCACCACCACCACCAUCAUCACCACCACCCACACCACCACCAGCGUCUGGCGGGCAACGUGAGCGGUAGCUUCACACUCAUGCGGGACGAGCGCGGGCUGGCCUCCAUGAAUAACCUCUAUACCCCCUACCACAAGGACGUGGCUGGAAUGGGCCAGAGCCUCUCCCCCCUCUCCGGCUCGGGUCUGGGCAGCAUUCACAACUCCCAGCAAGGGCUUCCCCAUUAUGCCCACCCCGGCGCUGCCAUGCCUACCGACAAGAUGCUCACCCCCAACGGCUUCGAAGCCCACCACCCGGCCAUGCUCGGCCGCCACGGGGAGCAGCAUCUCACGCCCACCUCGGCCGGCAUGGUGCCCAUCAAUGGCCUUCCUCCGCACCACCCCCAUGCCCACCUGAAUGCCCAGGGCCACGGACAGCUCCUGGGAACGGCCCGAGAGCCCAACCCUUCGGUGACCGGCGCGCAGGUCAGCAAUGGAAGUAAUUCAGGGCAGAUGGAAGAGAUCAAUACCAAAGAGGUGGCGCAGCGUAUCACCACCGAGCUCAAACGCUACAGCAUCCCACAGGCCAUCUUCGCGCAGAGGGUGCUCUGCCGCUCCCAGGGGACCCUCUCGGACCUGCUGCGCAACCCCAAACCCUGGAGCAAACUCAAAUCCGGCCGAGAGACCUUCCGGAGGAUGUGGAAGUGGCUGCAAGAACCAGAGUUCCAGCGAAUGUCUGCGCUCCGCUUAGCAGCAUGCAAAAGGAAAGAACAAGAACAUGGGAAGGAUAGAGGCAACACACCCAAAAAGCCCAGGUUGGUCUUCACAGAUGUCCAGCGUCGAACUCUACAUGCAAUAUUCAAGGAAAAUAAGCGUCCAUCCAAAGAAUUGCAAAUCACCAUUUCCCAGCAGCUGGGGUUGGAGCUGAGCACCGUCAGCAACUUCUUCAUGAACGCGAGGAGGAGGAGUCUGGACAAGUGGCAGGACGAGGGCAGCUCCAAUUCAGGCAACUCAUCUUCUUCAUCAAGCACUUGUACCAAAGCAUGAAGGAAGAACCACAAACUGAAACCUCGGUGGAAAAGCUUUAAUUAAAAAAAAACAAAACAAAACAAAAAAAUUUUUAAAGACCAGGACCUCAAGAUAGCAGGUUUAUACUUAGAAAUAUUUGAAGAAAAAAAAAAGUGAUAUUUAUAGUCCAAAGAAACCAAAGACUUAGCUCACCUGCAUUCUGACUUUGUUCGGAGACACACUUCAGCAGGGCGACGACUCAGCAAGAAGUUAUGAGUGGGAAAACACUGGAUCUCACACCUUCAAUCCAUGAUCAUUCUCUCUGUGCUUGGCUGUUUAGUGGUUUGGAGCAUAGUGAUUUUGAGCCAUUGUGUGGACAGUUUUAAGAUCAGUACUGUCCCACUGCACCACGAAGGUGUAUGGUGUCUCAGUACUGUGUAUGGGUACACCCACAUGUACACACACACACACAUACACACACACACCACGCACGCCACCAGUGGUUAAAAUCUUAGGCAGGGCUGGUCUUCAGGAAGAGUUGCACUAUAAGAGUGCAACCGACAUGGUGUGGGGUUGUCUGAGUUCAUUGGAUUAAGAGUGUGAUUUCACUCGUCUAGCCCAGCGUUUGAACCUGCCAGGCCCGCAACCUAAAUGCAGAUUCAAACCCAGCAAAGAAAAUUUGAAUGACACCUAAACCAGUGCAUUCUCUUUGUUUGUUAAGGAAUGUUCAGAUAUUUUUUAAGAAAUGAAACAAGAGUCCAUCCAUUUAAAAAAUCACCUAGGUACCAAAGAACACACUUAAUAUUAUAGUGCAGGUAUUUUAUUGCAAUGAUUUUAAUAACCAAAGCUAUUUUUACACAAGAUACUAUGUAAAGUUAUACGUAUGAACUGAUCUAGCUGUAAUACACAUGCCACAUAGAUCCACAACUAUUAUUUACGACUCUUGAAGUAUUUGAAAUAUGAGUUUUCAGAAAUGGCAAGAAAGAAUGUAGCUUCAGGGAAGCAAUUAAUAUCACGGCAGAGAGGUCGAUGCACUACACAUGUACAUCCAGGUGGGACACUCCUCUCCAGGAUCCAUAAAUGUCACUUACAUAGAAAAAUGGACAUGAUACCAUAAUCUGUUCAUAGCUGAGAAAACGUGAGACUCCUUCCAAAAUAGGACCCCGUUUACACACUAGAAAACUAAGUUUUAACAAGGGCAGGUAACUAAAUUAGAAAAUUUGUUCAAAGUGGCCAAAGUGAACAUGCCAAAGUGGCCAAAGUGAACAUGCCAAAGUGAUGAGUUUUAGCACAAGACCACCCAGUAAAGAACUUAGAUUAAUUUGACUUCAAUUUGCUUAAUGCAUUUGGUACCAAAUAUCUUUAAAAUUUUUUUACAAAUAUAAAUAAGGUGAGCAGACUAACAUUAUUAUUAAAAUGAAUUGUCCCAAGAAUUUAUAAUCAUCCUAAAAAGUAAUCAUAGUGAUUUUAUUGCCAAUCCCGGACAUUUUAUGACUUGAACAUUGAUAAGACAGUAGGCGCUACUGAGAAGUGUUAGAAUUGGUGGAACUGCAUCGAGGAAGCCAGAAUUCUAUGAAACACAAGAUUUUUGGUUCUGUCAGUAUUAUGCAACUUGUUCCAUGAAGCAUAACCUUCAAAGCAUACUACAUUCUUUCUUGCUACUGCAUGAAACUGGAAAUUUUAUAACACAGAUUCCAGAGUCAGAUUAAAAAUUAGGCCUGAGCUUCCAAAUACAAAAUUUAAAAUUUCUAUUUCUCCAAAUCACUCGGUUGAGGCCGUAUAAGUCAAGGCAAAAACAAUAAUAAUGUAGUAAUGUUGUCCUAGUGGUACCCCCAUGAAUCACUUGAUCCCAGAAACUUCUCUUGAAUCAUAACUUACGUAAAUGGAUGCCUGUCUUAACAUUAGGUAAAGAAUUGGAUACUCUUAAUUACCACAUCUCAUUGGAAAUGUAAAACUAAAAAUUAUCCUAACAAUAAGUUGUUUAUUGAGAGUCACUUCAAAUGCUGAAGAAAAAAAUUAAACUAUCUUGCCACAAAACCUAACUCUUUAAGAUCAAACCUCAGUAUCUUAACUAGGUUUAAAACAGGCUAGCACCUGGAGAGCUAAAGCUAAACCAACAGGCCAUCUGUCUGUCUCCUGAAGUCUGCUAUAGAUGGAGAAAAGGAAACUAUCAUGUAGUUCUCCUUUAAUGGAAUACUGCAUUUGCCUUGACACAUUUUGUCUUAGUUUUUUUUUUUUUUCAUCCAAAAUUUCAGCUUAAAAUUUUCCCUUCUAUAUAUGGCACAAUUAUAGUUCAGCUGUUGAGAGACUAUUUAAAUGGCCACCCUUCAAGAUUGACUAAAAGUAUAAUUUUAUCAACGUAAAUAAAAAAGAAAAACAUGACUAGCAUUUAAGUCAGGGGUAUAAAAUGUAUUCAUAAUUUAGGAGGGAGGAAAGCCUUAUUUGUUUAAAACAUAAGAAUUUUAAAUGCAGGGAAAAUUCAAGCUGUGUUUACACACAAUCUUACCAAAUUUCAAUACUCCAGGAAAAAAAAAAAAACUGAAUUCAUACAGCCAUGCUGUUUUUUUCUUUUUUACUGCACUACUCUGAAAAUUAAUCCAACUGCAUUUUGCAUUUUCAACCAAUUAUUUUGGUGCUGUGUAGACACAGUCUCAAAGAAUAUUACUAAACAUUAAAUAUCCUACCAUAAUGUUUUUUUUGAAAAAUAACCAGUUAUCUUACUUGCUGACACCAAAGAUGAUUUUCAUACCAGCAUUGAAUUUGCACCCAUUAUGCAAUUUCAGGGCCUAGAGAUAUAUUUUCUCAUAAACAGAUGCACAAAUCAGAGCCUGAAAAGCAAUUUUUUUUUACUUAACUACUUAAACAUACAACCUUUGAUUUUUAGAAAUCAUAAUGAACAAGUAGCUCCUCACAAGCAAUACACUUAUCACAUCAUAUAUGACUGAUUCUUUAGGUGUUUCUGAACUGGUGUAUAGUAAAAAAAAAAAAAAAAAAAAAAAAAAAAAAAAAAAAAAAUUCCAUUCCUCCUUAGUGUAGCAUUAGUUUAUGGCUCCUGUUUUGAACCUACCACAUGUAACAGAGCAGGUCAUGUUCCAUUUGUUCAAUUAUCAUUUCUCAAUCCUUUAGCAAAAUUCAGCUAAAAAAGAUAUCUUGCUUUUUCAUUUGUUUGUUUGUUAAAGACAAAACUGCACUUCAAAUAAUACUCUUUUUUUUUUUUUUUUUUUUUUGUUAGAAUGGAAGUUAGUCUGUUUUUUGUUUUGGGCCAUAAAUCAUUCAGGUCCUCUCAUAAUUGGAAGCUUUCCUGAAAAGAGGGCCAGGAGGUGUGAAGUCUGGACAACACAGAAGCCCAAAUUACAGUAAAUGUUCAAGUUAGAGAGUUCUGGAUGUCAGGAAUUCAGUAGUUCAGUCCCUGAAUGCAGCUGGAAUAGACCCCAAAGACCAAAGAAAAUGUGUGGGGAAAUCCAGAAGUUCUAACUGAACAUGUCACUCAUUGUGCCCCCCAAAAAGUGUAAUUAGUUUUCCAGGAAAAUAUAAAAGCACUAAACUACAUUUGGACUCAUUCCGCUCCCAUUGCUACCCCAGGUGAAUAACUCGUCUUUGCAGGUUAAAUGCAAAUUUUGCUAUACCAAAGAGUCCUAGGACAUUUUCACAUGAGCUAUAAAGGCAUUUUCCCCAAGAGAGGUCCUCCCUUCUUUGUACAUAAAGGAUGAAAACUAUGCAUUUAGCAAACAAAGAGAAAGCACUUCUCCCUUUUCUAUCUAGUUGUUUAGGGUGCAUUCAAAUGCCAGAGGCUGUUUUGAGACACAUUUGGCCUUCUGGAUUAUUAUUGUGGUGUGGUUAGCUUUACAGUACAUUGGUAACUAUUUCCUAAAUAGUAAGGACAAAGAAGCAGAAGGUAAGAAAUAGCUACUUCCACGUGUAAAAAAAAAAAAAAAAAAAAAAAAAAAAAAUGUGUAAAGAUCUACUAUUUAUAGUGUGAACCAAAGACGCUACCUCACUCAAUUUCCAUUGGUGAUUUUAAUCACAUUGAUGAUACCAAAGAAUACCAAAGAUAUUUUCAUGCCGGCCUUGGUCUGCAGAGGGAACUCCGCCCCCUCCCUUCCCCCACCUCCUCUCCCCUCCUCACUCUUCACUCAGUGUGUAAACUUGUCUUCAUUCUUAAUAAUGAUAUGGUAAUGGUAACAACAACGUUAGGAAAUACUACUCUUAUUACUGCUAGUUCUUCUUGUAAAUCUCUAGGCAAACAUGUUGCAAACUUUGUAAACUCCUAGGAUGAGUGCCUUGCUUGAACCAAAGUGUUAAACCGCUGUUAACCUCUCUCACCUUAUACUCUUUGAAUACCUCAGCCUCUUAGAAAGGCCACUAAUGAAAAAAAAAAAAAAAAAAGGAAUAAUUAUUCACCGUGGUGCUUUUUCCGUGCAACC